Messenger RNA from Varanus komodoensis (Komodo dragon), 1516 nucleotides. It is a transcript of the gene PSMD4, whose product is annotated as proteasome 26S subunit ubiquitin receptor, non-ATPase 4. The record is from RefSeq and is a predicted model, not a curated record. Gene Ontology annotation, cellular component: proteasome regulatory particle, base subcomplex; cytosol; nucleus. The coding region runs from base 115 to 1284 and encodes 389 amino acids. Gene Ontology annotation, molecular function: polyubiquitin modification-dependent protein binding. The transcript is spliced from 10 exons. NCBI's taxonomy places the organism in Eukaryota, Metazoa, Chordata, Lepidosauria, Squamata, Varanidae. Gene Ontology annotation, biological process: proteasome-mediated ubiquitin-dependent protein catabolic process.
GUCGGGCCCCGCGCGCGACCGGCCAGAAGGGCGCCGUGGAUCGAGCGGGCGGCCGCCGGGAGCGAGCGCGGAGCGGGGCCGGCGGCGGCGGCGGCUGGGCGGGCGGCGGCCACGAUGGUGCUGGAGAGCACGAUGGUCUGUGUCGACAACAGCGAGUACAUGAGGAAUGGGGAUUUCUUACCAACCCGCCUCCAGGCUCAACAGGACGCGGUCAACAUUGUCUGUCACUCGAAGACCCGUAGCAAUCCCGAGAACAACGUUGGCCUCAUAACUUUAGCCAACAACUGUGAGGUGCUGACCACCCUGACCCCUGAUACGGGCCGCAUUCUGUCCAAGCUGCACUCAGUUCAGCCCAAGGGAAAGAUCACCUUCUGCACUGGAAUCCGUGUGGCUCAUCUGGCUUUGAAGCACCGACAGGGAAAGAACCACAAGAUGCGCAUCAUUGCCUUUGUGGGAAGCCCUGUGGAGGAUAACGAGAAAGACCUGGUGAAGCUGGCCAAGCGUCUGAAGAAGGAGAAGGUGAACGUGGACAUCAUCAACUUCGGUGAAGAGGCAUCUUUCGGACAUGCCUCGUCCCACUUCUCCCUUCAGGAAGCCAACACCGAUAAGUUGACGGCCUUCAUCAACACCCUGAAUGGCAAAGAUGGCACGGGCUCCCACCUGGUGACAGUGCCUCCGGGGCCCAGCCUUGCCGACGCCCUCAUCAGCUCCCCGAUCCUGGCAGGAGAGGGGGGUGCCAUGCUGGGGCUGGGGGCCAGCGACUUUGAGUUUGGGGUGGACCCCAGUGCUGACCCGGAGCUGGCUCUGGCUCUCCGUGUGUCGAUGGAGGAGCAGCGGCAGCGGCAAGAGGAGGAGGCCCGGAGGGCUGCGGCAGCGUCGGCCGCGGAAGCUGGGAUUCCGGCCACCGGCGGAGAUGAUUCGGAUGAUGCCCUGCUUAAGAUGACCAUUGGACAACAGGAGUUCGGCCGGGCCGGCCUGCCUGACCUCAGCACCAUGACGGAAGAGGAGCAGAUUGCCUAUGCCAUGCAGAUGUCUCUCCAGGGGACCGAGUUUGGACAAGGCGAGUCGGCCGAGGUGGACAGCAGCGCUGACAUGGACACGUCGGAACCCACGAAGGAGGAAGAUGAUUACGAUGUGAUGCAGGACCCCGAGUUCCUUCAGAGCGUGCUGGAAAACCUGCCGGGCGUCGACCCCAACAACGAGGCCAUCCGCAACGCCAUGGGCUCUCUGGCCUCGCAGGCCUCCAAGGAGAACAAGGACAAGAAGGAGGAAGAGAAGAAAUGACGGGGGCUGGGCCUCGGCCGCCCUCCCUGCCUCCCUCCGGCGCCUUCUCCUCUGUGCACUCAGGAGCCCCUCCCUUCUGCAUGCCUGAGUCUGCGCCGCUUCAGAACCUUUGGUUUCUGUAAUCUUUCCUUUAGGGGCUACCCCAGGUGGAGGAGCAGUCAGUGGUGGGGUGUGCUUAGGAUCUUUUGGGGGGCGGGUUGUGGAUUAUCAUAGAAUAAAAAAACAAAUUUUC